UGGAGAGGAGAUGGAGAGGAGAUGGAGAGGAGAUGGAGAGGAGAUGGAGAGGAGAUGGAGAGGAGAUGGAGAGGAGAUGGAGAGGAGAUGGAGAGAGGGGGAGAGGAGAGGAGAAGGGGGAGAGGAAGAGAACAAGGAGGAGGAAAAGGCUGCUCCUCAUCAAUAGCAUAGCAAACGGCUUAUACCCAUACCCCUUCCCCUUUUUCCAAAUCCACACACCACAGACAUACAUAGUAAGAAACUCAAAGAAAAUGAACACCCUACCUGCCACCCCAACCACCCUCCCCCUCCAACGAACCCGGCCAGAAUCAGGAGCGGAAUCAAGUCCCCCACGACGCCCAUUUCUCUCUCUCUCUCUCUGUCUCUCUCUCUUUCUCUCGCUGGUUUUUUGCUGCUCCCGUUCGCGCGCUGAUGGUGCUCGAAACGAAUGAUUGAAUGACUGUGAUCUCCGUGCUGCGUACUCCGUACUCGGAAACAAUAGAAGAAGUGGAGAGAAAAGUAAAGAGGAUGAGAG
This is a messenger RNA of Westerdykella ornata, 514 nucleotides long. RefSeq lists its product as uncharacterized. The record is from RefSeq and is a predicted model, not a curated record. Lineage: Eukaryota; Fungi; Ascomycota; Dothideomycetes; Pleosporales; Sporormiaceae. The transcript has a single exon. The coding region runs from base 33 to 431 and encodes 132 amino acids.